Molecule: messenger RNA, 1221 nt
Organism: Dracunculus medinensis (Guinea worm)
Lineage: Eukaryota; Metazoa; Nematoda; Chromadorea; Rhabditida; Dracunculidae
Source: the annotation of a GenBank genome assembly
AUGGGGGAUUUUGGUGAACCAACUUAUGUACAGGCACAUGGAGGUAAGAACGAUGUAAUUUUGUAUCGAUCGAGAACGAAUCCCGAUUUGGCCAUUGAAUUUUUCUUUCGGUCAUCGUCUAAAGAUGGUCGUUCACGUUAUUAUCGUUGUACGAAUUGUUGGUAUUUGUACAAGCAAAACCGUGGCACUUGCGCGACAUUAAUUGUCCGCGAUGGUCGUAUAAUAACAGAUCCAGAGAACCCUGUAGUACCACAUCAAUGUAAUUUUAAAACAAUGGAAGCAGUGACAGCCAAUCGUUCAUGGAUUGCGAAUCGAAAACGUCGUUCAAAAAUGGAAUUAAUGAAAUUGAUAUUCGGUCGAAAGGCACCUGAAAAUGGUAAUAAAAGGUCGAAUAAUUCUAAAGAGAGGCCUUCUGGACCUUUGUCUGAUUCACUUAUUUCGUCAGUUAAUACUUCAACCAAUCUGUUGGAGAAUAUGUCGCGGUCGAAUUCACAAGGGUCCUCCGAUUCUGAGUCGUCUAACUGUGCAGAUACUUCACCGAGGUCAAGUACUUUUACUUCCAUCAUAGAUGCUGCAUUUAGCCAUUCUAUGAAAAAUGAAUAUGAACAAGCUUUAAGCCAAUUGAAAAUUGCCUACGAAUUGAAAGAGCCUUUUGACGUUGAUGACGUCUCUCUAGUCGAUAAUGUAUUCGCUUGUCGAUUAAAUGCAGCCUCUGAUCCUCAACAGAAAUUAACUUUAUGUGAAGAGUGGCUUGAUUUUUUGCUAACUCUUACUCUUCCUCAAGUUAUUUCAUCGAGAUGGCUUGCACCAUAUCAAUUUUCUAUAUAUUAUUGCUUUCAUUUGGGAUAUUUAUUGUUCCGACAGGUGGCAGACAGUGACAAAAAAAAGUUUGCUUUCUACGAAUUGGCUAAAACUUUUUAUGUGAACAUAAUGGAUGUCGUGAAUAAUCUUUCUGAGCCAGCUGAUGAAAUAGUGAUAUUAAAAUUGGAUAUUCUCAUUGCCAUUUCUUAUUUAUAUGGUCAAUAUUAUGACGUUUCUGAUGGUUAUUUAGGAAUCUUUGCGAAAGAGCAACUUACUGCGCUCCAUGAAACAUUGCCACCAAAUCUUUCUGAAGAAGUAAUGAAUUCGGUGACGCAUAAAACUAUUCGUGUCAAUAAAAAUCUAGACGAAGGUUGUCGAGCUUUCUGUCCAAAGCAGAAUGCACUUGAAUCUUGUAAAUAA